AUGUCUAUCCCUUCUUUUGCUUCUACUUCUUUUUCAUUUAUACUCACUUCUUUGUUUGUUUUCUUCAUUUUGACAACAACUUCAUCAUCCUUAGCCAUAAAACUCAACACUACACGCCCCACUCGCCAACUCUCAGUAGAUCACUAUGCCAAAUCUUGCCCCCAACUAGAGCAACUUGUUGGUUUAGUCACUUCUCAACAAUUCAAAGAAUCACCUGCUUCUGGCCCUGCCACCAUUCGCCUCCUCUUCCACGAUUGCUUUGUAGACGGGUGUGAUGCAUCAAUUUUAAUAGCUUCAAAGCCUGGAAGCAAGGAUUUGGCAGAGAAGGAUGCAGAGGAUAAUAGAGAAUUGAAGGUGGAAAGUUUUGAGACUGUAAGAAAGGCUAAGGAACUGGUAGAGAGAAAGUGCCCUGGUGUGGUGUCCUGUGCGGACAUUCUUGUAAUUGCGGCCAGAGAUUAUGUACACUUGGCAGGGGGGCCAUAUUACCAAGUGAAGAAAGGAAGAUGGGAUGGAAAAAUAUCAAUGGCAUCAAGGGUGGGACCCAACAUUCCUCAUGCAAACUCCACCGUUGAUCAACUCAUCAAACUCUUCAAUUCAAAGGGGUUAACCAUACAAGACAUGGUUGCUCUUUCUGGGGCCCACACAAUUGGGUUCGCCCAUUGCAAGCAAUUUGUGACCCGCCUCUACAAUUACCGGGGCAAGGGUCAACCCGACCCAGAUAUGGACCCAAAACUAUUGCAUGCACUAAGAUUGUAUUGUCCAAACUUUGGUGGAAAUUCAGACAUUGUUGCCCCAUUUGAUGCCACGACACCAUUCAUAUUUGACCAUGCCUAUUAUGGUAACUUGCAAAAUAAGAUGGGCUUGCUAGCUUCUGACCAAGCUUUGGUUUUGGACCCGCGAACCAAGCCAUUGGUUCAAGGUUUUGCAAAGGAUAAGCAAAAGUUUUAUCAAGCUUUUAUAGCUGCCAUGGACAAACUGAGUUUGGUCAAAGUUGUGAGAGGGAAAAAGCAUGGGGAGAAAAGAAGAGAUUGUAGCAUGCAUGUGUGA
This is a messenger RNA of Abrus precatorius (Indian licorice), 1047 nucleotides long. RefSeq names its product peroxidase 19. The coding region runs from base 1 to 1047 and encodes 348 amino acids. Lineage: Eukaryota; Viridiplantae; Streptophyta; Magnoliopsida; Fabales; Fabaceae. The transcript has 3 exons. Gene Ontology annotation, biological process: hydrogen peroxide catabolic process; response to oxidative stress. The record is from RefSeq and is a predicted model, not a curated record. Gene Ontology annotation, molecular function: heme binding; peroxidase activity.